Molecule: messenger RNA, 1016 nt
Organism: Phyllotreta striolata
Lineage: Eukaryota; Metazoa; Arthropoda; Insecta; Coleoptera; Chrysomelidae
Source: the annotation of a GenBank genome assembly
ACCUCAAAAAACAAAUUUUUGACACUUCUAUUUGUAAAUUUGUUAAACUUUUUGGAAAGUUGAUUAUAACAAUAAUCAUUAACCAUGGAUCCUGCCUUAUUGAAGGAAAGAGAAUUAUUCAAGAAGAAAGCAUUAACUACCCCAACGGUAGAAAAUAAAAAAUCAGACUCCAAAUCUGAACCUUCUAAGGCCGAUAAGAAAAAAUUUAAACCUUCGUCCAAUGUUUCCACCGCUCCUAAACUCGAUAUAAACACGUAUAAAACAUCUACGGGGAGCACGCAAUACCGUUUCGGUGUAUUAGCUAAGAUAGUCAAGCACAUGAAAACGAGGCACCAAGAAGGCGAAACGCACCCGUUGACUUUAGAAGAAAUAUUAGACGAAACCAAUCAACUUGAUAUCGGCAACAAAGUGAAACAAUGGUUGCAGACUGAAGCCUUAAAAGAUAAUAUAAAAAUAGAAGCCACCCCCGACGAUAAAUUCGUAUUUAAAUCACAAUACAAAUUAAAGGACAGAAAAAGUUUGUUGAAACUGUUGAAACAACAAGAUUUGAAAGGGCUAGGCGGAGUUCUAUUAGACGAUGUACAAGAAUCCUUGCCUCACAGUGAAAAAGCUUUAAGGAUAUUGCAAAACCAAAAUGAAAUUAUAUUCAUCACAAGGCCUAUGGAUAAAAGGAAAGUUUUAUUUUACAAUGAUCGAACCGCUACUUUACCCAUUGACGAAGAAUUCCAGAAACUGUGGAGAUCGGUAGCAGUAGAUGCAAUGGACGAUGCUAAAAUCGAGGAAUAUCUGGAUAAACAAGGGAUUCGAUCGAUGCAAGAUCACGGCCCCAAAAAGGCGGCGGCCCCGAAAAGGAAAAAGCCCAGCAAUCGCAAGAAAGUGUUCAAGAAACCGCGUGAUAAUGAACAUUUGGCAGACGUACUGGAGACCUACGAGAACGAUACGUUGACUCAGAAGAAUACGGUGUAAAAUGAAAGUUUUCGUCGACCCGUUUUUAAUCGAAUUUAAAAUGUACAGGG